AUGAUCUGGUUACAAGAACUCUGCGAAGCCUAUUGGAUAGAGAUAAUAGCAUUAUGGAUUCUACUGGUUAUGUUUAUUGUAUUAUUGAGAGGGAUUAGGAAAAACUAUGAGGUUUCAAUUGAUUGGUUUAAAUCUUCUCAAGAAUUUUUAGAAUCAAAUUUUAGCAGAUACGCAUUAAUACAAAAAUCAUUUUGGUUGGAUUCUUGGAGUCAAUUUGAUAUUUUUGCAACGGGAAGAAAGAAUUGUCCAUAUAUGUAUAUGAACGUUAUUUGCAGGCCAAGACAGGAUGUUCUUACUGGAAUUUUAUUCCAACCUUUGCUAAGAAAUUACGAUAAGGUAUAUAUUGAAAUUCCAAUAGAGAAAAUGGGGCCAAUUAUGCUAUUAGUAUGCAAUAAAAGUGAACUUAAAAAUACUUUAAUUGAAUAUCCAGAGAUUGAAAUCCAUUGUUUACAGAAAAAGGUAAAAAAUUUACCUAAAAAUAGUCUUGUUUAUGCUAACAGUAACGCUUGUGUUGAGUUUCUAAUGUCAUCCAAUACAUUUUCAAAGUUUAUAUGCUCGCAACUAUCAGAAAGGCUUGUGAAUUAUAUUUAUAUCUCUGAUCAAACCACAUGCCCAAGGCUAACCAAUAGUUAUUCGAAAAAUACAAGCGUACUAAAAGCAUGCGUAAAAAUCCCUUCUAAAAAUGAUAUUGAUAUUUUGAGAAAUCUUAAUUUGGACUUGAAUUAUCUAUUCAAGAAUCUUCUAUCUCUUUGUGAAACUCUGUUAACUCUUGAACUUCCAGAAAAGACAAUUCAACAUAUAAACAGCAAUAGAUUGCUAGUUGAAAAAACAUUUCUUAAAAUGAACAAUUGUGUAAAUGAGAAAGUUGAGGCAAAAAGAAGGGAAAAAAUUCGAUCAGAAGCUAUUAAAAUUAGUAGAAUGAGUCCAAAAGAACAAAAAAAAUAUCAAGAGAAAAAGGAGAAACAACAAGCUAGAUCUAGAAUUAAAUUGAAAAAGGUCCGAGCUUAA
Cryptosporidium ubiquitum is the source of this 1008-nucleotide messenger RNA. RefSeq lists its product as uncharacterized. Gene Ontology annotation, molecular function: calcium ion binding. Gene Ontology annotation, biological process: endoplasmic reticulum calcium ion homeostasis. The coding region runs from base 1 to 1008 and encodes 335 amino acids. NCBI's taxonomy places the organism in Eukaryota, Apicomplexa, Conoidasida, Eucoccidiorida, Cryptosporidiidae. Gene Ontology annotation, cellular component: endoplasmic reticulum. The transcript has a single exon. The record is from RefSeq and is a predicted model, not a curated record.